Messenger RNA from Phyllostomus discolor (pale spear-nosed bat), 2318 nucleotides. RefSeq names its product chromosome 2 C12orf73 homolog (gene C2H12orf73). The record is from RefSeq and is a predicted model, not a curated record. Lineage: Eukaryota; Metazoa; Chordata; Mammalia; Chiroptera; Phyllostomidae. The transcript has 4 exons. Gene Ontology annotation, biological process: mitochondrial respiratory chain complex III assembly. Gene Ontology annotation, cellular component: mitochondrion. Bases 229 to 432 code for a protein of 67 amino acids.
AAGUCCCACGACUAGUGGACGUCACGUGUCAUAGGACAGUCCAAUCAAGUGUCUACCUGCCGCUUGGCCUUUUGGGAAGGGUGGAGGACACAAAGGUGGGAGGGUGAGCGCUCCGCUGACGUAAGGCCCCAGCCCCUGCACGCCUGUCUGGUCUGAUGGCCGGCUGCUCGGGCUCCUGAACACACUUCUGCCCGCUCUCCUCCGACCUAUUGCGGAGUGCCGCCGACCAUGCCUGCGGGAGUGCCCUGGACCAGCUACGUGAAGAUGAUGGCAGCCAGCCUCCUGGCCAUGUUCGCAGGGGCUGAAGUGGUGCACAGGUACUACCGGCCAGACCUGACAAUACCUGAAAUUCCACCAAAGCCUGGAGAACUCAAAACAGAGCUUUUGGGACUGAAAGAGAGAGAACCCAAACCUCAAACUUCUCAACAGUAGAAACCUCAAAAUACAACUAUGCCAAGAACUCUGUGAAUAAUAAGUCUUCAGUGUAUAUUUUUGGAGUUUAUGGAGUCAGACCGCUUGUCCUCACACACCCGAUACAACUCGAACUGCGGGAGGAGGUGUGCAGUCGAUAGUAACUGAUGCGUUGAGAUUUAUUUAUGAUUUCACCAGUGUCUCUUGAAAACUGCCAAAGCUUAUAUCAUCAGCUUCUUAAUGUGGUUUGAUAGAUAUUUAGUUGUCACUGUCAUGUGAGAUAGAGUAUUUGCAAUGAUUCCUGCUCUUACAAUUCUUUUUUUUUUUUUUUUUUUUUUGACAUAUGCACUCCCAUGUUUAUUGCAGUGUUAUCCAAGGGACAAAAACAACCCCAACCCCCCAUUAGCAGAUGAAUGGGUGAGAAAGAUGUAGAACAUAUAUACAAUGAAUGUAUCCAGCCAUGAGAAAGGGGGAUAUCCUGCCAUUGACCGCAACACGGAUAGGCUUUGAGCACGGUAUACUAAGUGAGAUGAACCAAACAAAAAGAAAAGUAUUGUUGUGAUAUCACUUAUAUAUGGAACCUAAAAACAUCAAACCUGUGAAAUUCAAAGCAGCAGAGAGUAAAAUGGUGGUUAGCAGGGCAUGGGGAGGGGGUAUAGGAGUGAUGGUGUUUAAGGGUGCGGCUUAUAACAAGUAGUAAAAGAGCUGUAGAACUAUAAUGCACAGUGUGAUGACGCUAGCCCAGCAGGGUUGAACCCUGUGCCGCAGGAGUUUUUAGAACAUGUGGUACCUGACUGUUUAGUCAGGGGCACUGACCUCUUUUCCCUUAGAUUGUCAAAUAAAAAAAAUGACAACAACCCACAUAACAGUAACUGUCUGCUAUGAAUGAAUCAAAACUAUACUUAUCUUUCUUUUGUCAGAUCGGCAAAAAAUGUAUUUUUUUAGUGUGCUGCAGAAUUUUAAUACAUAGUUUAUAUGUGCCAUGAGAUGAAAAAGGUUGAAAAUUACUGAUCUAGACAGUGAUAUUAUAUUUUAACUAGGUAAUAUGAUAAAUAUUGUUACAACAGCAACCAUCUACAAUAUAUAAGUGUAUCAAAGUAACACAUUGAACACCUGAAGCUUACAUAAUGUAACAUGUCAAAUUUAUUUAAUAAAAAAAAUUCAGACUACUAAUGGUCACGCUGCUAUAUGAUUUGCGGUCACUGUUGAUUUUGACUGUUAGCUCCUAGAGAAAGUGUUCACUACAGGAACCUUGCGUAGAGCUCUCUUGAUAUAAGGCUUAAGAGGAAAUACUAGUUCCAUAAGAGAAUCUCUCUGCCUCUACGCAAGAUUAACCCGGUGUUCCUGGACCUGAACUUGGAAAAGACCCUGAUGAAUGACCUCCAGAAACAUGCCCUCAUGUCCCACAGGUCCUAAAAAUUUACUAACUGCUCACCAUCACAUUGGGUCUUUUAUGAAAUUAGUUCAAAAUUAAAUUACAACAAUCCUAACACACCUUCACACAGCCAUGUGGUAUGUGAUUCAAUAGUACACAUAGACUUCAAUAAGAAUUCUCUUGAAAUUGAAAUACUCAUAUAAUUGUACAACUUUACAAAGAAAAGUAACAGGCAAAUGACUUAGAGCCAGAAAUUCUUAAGUAUCUUAGGAUCUACCAAUUUUAAUAUCUACUAAAUAGGGCAAGGUGAAGUGGGUAGCUAAAUUGUCUCUUAGUUUCUCUUUCCUUCCUUAGUAGCUGAAUCAAUGGGUAUCUUAAUAUAAACAACGUUAUGUUCAGUCAGUAAAGGUUAAUUGUUUCACGGACUACAAAUGAAGCCAUUCAUCUCUGUCCUGGUUGUAAAUACACAAAAGACAUCACCAUAUUUACAUUUUAAUUCACUAGCAUCUUAGGGAACAUAUUUCACUAAAAA